AUGGUUCAUCACCGAGAGGAAGACCUGAUCGGGAUCCCUUUCCCAAACCACAGCAGCGACGUCCUCUGCAGCCUCAACGAGCAGCGGCGUGACGGUCUGCUCUGUGACGUCAUCCUCAUCGUGCGUGACCAGGAGUACCGUACCCACCGCUCCGUUCUUGCUGCCUGCAGUCAGUACUUCAAGAAGCUCUUCACGGUGGCCACCACAGACAGUGGGGACCCCCAUCACGCCUCCGCUGCCGUGUAUGAAAUUGACUUUGUGGCUCCGGAGUCCCUCACUGCCAUCCUGGAGUUCGCCUACACCUCCACCCUGACGGUAACGGCGUCCAACGUCAAAGAGAUCCUGAACGCAGCGCAGAUGCUGGAGAUCCCCUGCAUCAUCAACGUCUGCCUGGAGAUCAUGGACAGCGGGGGUGGAGGGGAAGGAGGAGGGAGGGAAGAGGAAGGUGAGGAGGAGGAAGACGAGGAGGAGGAAGACGAGGAGGAGGAGGAUGAGGAGGAGGAAGAUGUUGGGUCAAGGAAGGAUGAGCAGGAUGAGGAGGACAAUGUCAGUGAGCGGUCGCUGCAGUCGUUGGGGAGCAGGGGAGAGCAGACGCCUCCAGGAGGAGAGGACUCAACGCCUCCGAGCACCUCCACGUUCCAACGACAGUUCGAGGCGCACACCAAGCCGUCCCAGUCCCAGUCCCAGUCUCCAGACUCCAUCAGAGCCAAACAGGAGAGUAUGGAGAGUCGGGCUCUGAAGGAUUUCUCCAUCGAGUCUCUCCUCCAGGAGGGCCUGUACCCCCGCAUGUCAACACUGGACAGGAGGACCAACUUUUCUCCUCUCAUCCCAAGCUUCUACCCUUCUAUGUGGGCAGCAGAGUUCCCGGCCUUCCCCCAGCAGCUCCUGACACAUCCCCACGCAGCAGCCUCACCACAAGCCAGGCUCCCUCACACCUUCCCUGCCUCUGCACCCAUUGAGCCCCCGAGACCCCUCAAUCUUGUUGUGAAAAGAGAGAUCAUAAAAGAGGAAAUGAAAGAGGAAGUCCCACCCACUCUCCUCCAGGGUGACCUUUUGAAAGACUUUGUCACGUCAGGCUUGGGCGGCACCAUGAGAGCUGGAUCAGCAAGGUCCGAGGAACGCUCUCUGGCUCCGAUUAAGGACGAAACGGACAUCCAGUCGUACUUGAACUUCCUGAGCUCGGCUUCCCAACUAGGUACGCUGUUCCCCCCCUGGCAGCUGGAGGAGGAGAGGAAGAUGAAGCCCAAAGCUUCACAGCAGUGUCCUAUUUGCAACAAAGUCAUCCAAGGAGCUGGGAAGCUACCGCGACACAUGAGGACACAUACAGGAGAGAAACCAUACAUGUGCACUAUCUGUGAGGUGCGGUUUACGAGGCAAGACAAACUGAAGAUCCACAUGAGGAAGCACACUGGUGAGCGCCCCUACAUCUGCCUUCACUGCAACUCCAAGUUCGUCCACAACUACGACCUGAAGAACCACCUGCGCAUCCACACGGGCGUCCGUCCCUACCAGUGCGAGCACUGCUACAAAAGCUUCACGCGCUCCGACCACCUGCAUCGACACAUCAAACGCCAGAGCUGCCGCAUCUCCCGCCCCCGGAGAGGACGAAAGCCGGCUGCUUGGCGCUCGGCACCUACCAGCAGCUUCCUGUGCCCUCCUGCUGUUGCAGCCAACCGCUUGGAGGAGAAGGGCUUAAGAGCUGCAUACCACGGGGUCAAGGGUCAGGGACUCGGGGAGUUGCUCGGCCUCGGCAGCAGGAGCCUGGGAUUUAGGAGCGUGAACGGUUCGGGGAGGGAUCGCAGGGAGGAACGGCAGGCAGAGGGGAACCACGUCUCAGAGGAGGAGAAGGCUGGGAGGCAGAGGGGAGUAUUUGCCUUCGCCCUAGCUGGAGAAGAAGUGCUUACCCAUGCGCCGUUUUACGCUGCAGCCUCCGACCCUUGGACCAUGAGGCUGGAACGUGUUCCACCCAUCCCCGAGUCGGCCAAAUAAACUGUAGAAGAAAGGACGAGACGAGGAAGUCUCCUAUCUGUUCCAGGAAGUUAAAGCACCUUUUGUAAAAGUGAAAGAGGGACACCGAUUUCAAAAAGCCUGCUGAUGGGGCUGUGGGAAGGCAGAUCUUUAAAAACACAGCCGAGUUCAAAGAU
Molecule: messenger RNA, 2144 nt
Organism: Nematolebias whitei (Rio pearlfish)
Lineage: Eukaryota; Metazoa; Chordata; Actinopteri; Cyprinodontiformes; Rivulidae
Product: zinc finger and BTB domain-containing protein 7C
Exons: 3
Coding region: 1-1989 (662 amino acids)
Biological process (GO): regulation of transcription by RNA polymerase II
Molecular function (GO): RNA polymerase II cis-regulatory region sequence-specific DNA binding; DNA-binding transcription factor activity, RNA polymerase II-specific; protein binding
Source: RefSeq, a predicted model, not a curated record